Molecule: messenger RNA, 1260 nt
Organism: Mycetomoellerius zeteki
Lineage: Eukaryota; Metazoa; Arthropoda; Insecta; Hymenoptera; Formicidae
Gene: Taf8
Product: TBP-associated factor 8
Exons: 6
Coding region: 338-1216 (292 amino acids)
Biological process (GO): transcription initiation at RNA polymerase II promoter
Cellular component (GO): transcription factor TFIID complex
Molecular function (GO): protein heterodimerization activity
Source: RefSeq, a predicted model, not a curated record
CUUACAUCGUAGGGUAGCGUGUCUGUGACAGAUUUUCUAACCUGAAUAUAGUCGUCUACUUUAACGAUUCAUAAUAUUCAUAUCUCGGUUUGCGUAGCAGAGUGACGCAUAUUUCUGCUAGAUUCUUUUGUUUCAUGUGUCAAAUAAGCCUAAUUUCAUUGUUUUUUGUGCGGGGGAUAGUCCGAACAAUUACCGUACAUAUUAAAAUUUAUAGUGACAGGAUUAUCAGGGGUUAUUCUAAAUAAAUACCAAUUGCGAUUGUUGCCGAUUUUUGUCUCAAAAUUGGACUAGUCCAUAGUCGGAACAAGUCAAGUUUCAUAAAAUCAACAAGGCAAAUAUGGAUACACAAACAGUAAAUACUCGAAGAAAAAUAUUGAGUCAAGUAAUUUCUAGCAUUUUAGUAGAAUGUGGUUAUGAUACAUGUGAGAAACAAGUAUUGGAAACACUCACCGAAAUGUUACAGUCAUUUAUUGUGGAAAUUGGCGCUUCGGGAAGAAAUUAUUGUGAACUUUCUGGGAGAACAGAACCUCUUAUAGCAGAUGUGAUAUUGGCAUUAAUUAAUAUGGGCAUAAAAUUAGAUAAUAUAGAAACUUACGCAAAACGACAAAAUAAGACAGUCCUGCCGACACUUCAACAGCAGACGCAAGCAAAACAAUUGAAUAUCUUGCAAGCUGGUGUUAAGCAAAGCCAUCCAUCGCAUAUACCAAAUUAUUUACCAUCUUUUCCUGAUCCACACGCGUAUAUCAGAACUCCGACACAUAAGCAACCAGUAACUGAAUAUGAAGCAAUCAGAGAAAAGGUAGCAACGCAAAAACGAGAUAUCGAGAGAGCUUUAACAAGGUUUAUUGCCAAAACAGGAGAGACACAUAGUUUAUUUCUCACAGAAGAUAAUAGCAUGUUUCCUUUAAUAUCGUGCAAACCACAAUUUCCGAGUUAUAUCUCUGCUCUUUUACCUCAAGAUCAAAUAUUCGAACCAGAUCCAGAUUUUCAGUUUGAUUCAAGUCCUGUGAAAAAGAAGAAAGAGCAACAGAACGAAAAUACAGAAGAAGGUAACCAAACACGAAACGAAAAUAUGGAGCAAAAUGGUGAAACUAUUACUCAGCAAGAUAUUAUAGAUAAUCCGUAUUUAAGACCUGGAAAAAUUCCUAAAAAUAAAAUGUCAAGUACAACAAUACCUGGACAACAUUCUCUUAAAAAAGAGUUACUUGAAUGUUAAGUAUCAUGAUUAAUAUUAAUUACUGUAUAAAAUGAGAUUUGAAA